AUGCCGCCUCAUCUUCACCGCGAGCACUGCGUGGUAUUGGUCGAUGCUUUCUUCCAGAGUAUUCGGGACGGCAAGAGUAAGAACGACAAGGUCACGCCAACCGACCUACGAGAAGUGGCUCGUAAGCAGCUUCGGGAAACCAGAGAUUUGGUGAUGAUGUUCUGUAAGGCGCGAACGGAGGUGCCAGAUGUCGAAAGCACAGAUGAUGCGUUGAAGGAGGAGUUCAAAAAUGUGGCAACACAGUACGGGGCUGACAACAAGCCACACUGGAUCAGGAAGGACUAUGAGGUGAUCUGGAUGAAAGACGACCCGCUGCGAAAAGGAAACGCUCAUGUGUCUACACAGGAGCCAGAGCCUAAUCUUGACGAUGUACCACUCCUAAGCGACCUGUCUGAAGCCGAGCAAAAACGGCAUGACAUCAAUAAAGCCAUUAUAGAUACUGCCUCAGCCAUAGUCGAAGGGCCUAAUAAGCUGAGCUCUGUGUCCGACGAAGAGGACGACCCGACUCCCACAGAAGUGCUAAGGUUAUGA
Neoarthrinium moseri is the source of this 531-nucleotide messenger RNA. RefSeq lists its product as uncharacterized. The coding region runs from base 1 to 531 and encodes 176 amino acids. The transcript has 2 exons. Lineage: Eukaryota; Fungi; Ascomycota; Sordariomycetes; Amphisphaeriales; Apiosporaceae. The record is from RefSeq and is a predicted model, not a curated record.